Messenger RNA from Staurois parvus, 264 nucleotides. NCBI's taxonomy places the organism in Eukaryota, Metazoa, Chordata, Amphibia, Anura, Ranidae. The record is from the annotation of a GenBank genome assembly.
AUGAAUGUAGACCAUGAAGUUAGUCUCUUGGUGGAGCAGAUCCACCGUCUUGGCACAAGAGACAAGGAUGGGAAACGGAAAGUAAAAAUUGGUGUAUUAUUUAAUGAUGACCAAUGUGCCAAUUUAUUUGAAGCCAUGGUUGAAACUCUAAAAGCUGCCAAACAUAACAAGAUUUUCCCCCAUAUUUGUGGUGUGGUCUCUUUACGGGAGACCAUUGCAGAAACUACCAGGACUUUGGUCCCAAGAGGGUUAAAUCCCAGGUGA